This is a messenger RNA of Corticium candelabrum, 1804 nucleotides long. RefSeq names its product probable aminopeptidase NPEPL1. The coding region runs from base 56 to 1678 and encodes 540 amino acids. The record is from RefSeq and is a predicted model, not a curated record. Gene Ontology annotation, molecular function: manganese ion binding; metalloaminopeptidase activity. Gene Ontology annotation, biological process: proteolysis. NCBI's taxonomy places the organism in Eukaryota, Metazoa, Porifera, Homoscleromorpha, Homosclerophorida, Plakinidae. The transcript is spliced from 14 exons. Gene Ontology annotation, cellular component: cytoplasm.
GAUCCAUACGCGAAAAUUGGAAUUCCGAGGCCCAAACUCCCGGACAAAAAGCAGCAUGGUUGUUGUAGAGCUGAAAUUUUCUAGUUCCAUUUCAGAAAGCGAUCCACAAGAGCAACCAUGCUUAAUCAUUGGACAACUCGAACAUCUCAAGGAUGCCGACUUUGCAGACAUUCGGAAAAAGUUGAAGCCACGUGUCGAAGAGAAGACCUUUAAAGCUGCUGUAGGAUUGGUUCGCCCUCCUAGUGUGCCAGGUACGAGCUGUUCAACGUGCAGUGUUUGGUUGAACAAGGUCGUUGUGGCCGCACUUCCUCAGUGUGUCAGUCGACACAACUCUGAUGCUCGUCCUCAUGCUCUAACGAAAGCUGUCUCUAGUGGAUUACGUGGGCGAACUGAUGAAGUAAUAUUGGUUGUUUGUCCAGAAAAGGAGGCAUUUGCAUCUGCAUGCGCUAUUGCUAGAGCAUUUCCUCUGUUCAAUGAGAAGGUGCCUAGGGAUGCCAGUGACGGCAAAGACUCAUCAGCUGUCAAAUCUCGAUGUGUGACUAUAGAAUUUCUGCUUGCCGGUCCUGAUAAGGGCAAGACAUUGAUGCCUGGUGCUGAGGAAGCGAUGGCAGCAGCAGCAGAUGGGAUUAGGUUGGCUGCUAAGAUUGUUGAUGCUCCUUGCAAUCUUAUGCAUACGGAUAUUUUUCUGGAGCAUGUUCGUGCUGUGGCUAAGCGUCUUCGAAUCAAACCAGUCAUAAUUCAAGGAGAAAGCCUUGACAAAGGUGGAUUUGGAGGAAUUUAUGGUGUUGGUAAGGCUGCCGUUCAUCAACCAGCUUUGGCUGUUCUCAGUCAUACACCAAAGGGUGCCACUAAGAAUAUUGCUUGGGUUGGCAAGGGAAUUGUUUAUGACACUGGCGGUCUCUGCAUCAAGGACAGAUUGCACAUGGUAGGAAUGAAGAGAGAUUGUGGAGGUGCUGCAGCCAUUUUGGGUGCAUUUGAAGCUGCUGUGACUUUGGGGUUCAACGAGAACCUUCAUGCAAUAUUCUGUCUGGCCGAAAAUGCAGUCGGGCCCAUUGCAACUCGACCUGACGACAUUCAUAAACUCUAUUCAGGAAGGACUGUCGAGAUCAAUAAUACUGAUGCUGAGGGACGUUUAGUGCUUGGAGAUGGAGUUGCAUAUGCUCGCAAAGACCUGAAUGCUGAUGUUGUUGUUGACAUGGCAACACUGACUGGAGCACAGGGUAUCAGCACUGGGAGAUUCCAUGCUGCGGUUUUGACGAACAAAGAGGACUGGGAGCAGUCUUGUAUGACCGCUGGAAAGCUUAGCGGUGAUUUAGUGUUUCCCAUUCCGUACUCUCCCGAGCUACAUUUUGGCGAGUUCAACAGUGUAAUUGCAGACAUGAAGAACUCGGUCGCUGACCGCUCUAAUGCACAGAGUUCUUGUGCUGGCCUUUUCAUACACUCACACUUGGGCUUUGACUAUCCAGGUGUGUGGGUACACUUGGACAUUGCUGCGCCAUGCCAUGCAGGAGAACGUGCAACUGGUUAUGGCGUUGCCAUUCUUCUGGCUCUCUUUGGUCAGUCUUCCGGAAACUCGCUGUUGCAGUUUUUGGGUCCACAGUGUGAAAUAUCUGUGGUGGACAAUGAUGCACAAACACAACCUCCUCCGUCUAAAAAGAGAAAGGCGAAGGAGGGGUGAAUAUAGAUUACAUUGAUUGGUGACCAUUACAGAAUGACGAGCGACAAUUGGUUUGACGUCUCUUGUAAUACUUUUGACUGAUGUGUGUAUGUUGUCUAUUCUAAAAGCACUAUGUACUAAGAACUA